Messenger RNA from Salvelinus sp. IW2-2015, 801 nucleotides. RefSeq lists its product as uncharacterized. Lineage: Eukaryota; Metazoa; Chordata; Actinopteri; Salmoniformes; Salmonidae. The record is from RefSeq and is a predicted model, not a curated record.
CUCUGUCCCUCUCCGUCCUUCCCUCCCACUCCGUGCCGAGGAGGAGCGAACAGGUAUACCAGAAUUGGAGUCGCGUGGAGACAACCCUAACCUGACAUCAGUUUAUGACAUUGCAUGAAGGAGCAAAACGGGAAGUCACCGAGAGGCCGACAUGAUAACUCACAUUAUGCAGAGGACUAUGUAUCAUAAAGAGGACGUUGAAACAAAAUUUCAAGAUGGUGCGGUCUGUCAGAGAAGAGGGUAGUCAGCUGAGCACCAUACAAGACCUGAAGGACUCUGGCUUCGGCCGYCCUCCUCCCCGACACGGCCUCAAACUCCUUUUCUGGUUCGCCAACGAGUGUGUGGCGUUCAAUCACCACGGCAACAUGCUGGUACAGUGCCACCCUGAGAUGGAAGAGUUCGGCUUCCACUACUUUGGCAACUUCGAGGAGAUUCUCCCAGUUCUAUCGCGAGACCACAGGGAAAGCUACUUCGAGGUGGGCAACCUGAACACAGAGACCUAUUCCAAAGCCAAGGACCUACCGGACUACGUGAGCCAGGACUACGGGCUUUCCCUGGGCUACCGCCAAUGCAACAAGGACCGCAUCAUCAUCAGGCUGAAGCAGGGGGACGUGACGGCCACCUAUGUCACCGAGCACAAGGAGGAUGGCGGCCGGGGGGAGUUUGACUCCGAACGCACCCACCUUGUAAAUCCGGAUUUGAUCCGCAUCAUCCAGGACCCUGAGCUGGAGCUAGCGACAUUCCUGGACCAGACGGGCUACAUGGGGCUGUCGCUGAGAGAGCGCCUCCUCAGAGCUUUCA